Pistacia vera is the source of this 1820-nucleotide messenger RNA. RefSeq names its product sugar transporter ERD6-like 5. The transcript has 18 exons. Gene Ontology annotation, biological process: carbohydrate transport; transmembrane transport. Bases 46 to 1509 code for a protein of 487 amino acids. Gene Ontology annotation, molecular function: sugar transmembrane transporter activity. The record is from RefSeq and is a predicted model, not a curated record. Gene Ontology annotation, cellular component: membrane. Lineage: Eukaryota; Viridiplantae; Streptophyta; Magnoliopsida; Sapindales; Anacardiaceae.
UACUAUUAGUUCUUAGUUGGUUGUAAUCUGUCGGUAGCAUAGGAGAUGGACAAAGAAAGCAUAACUGAAGCAGGGUUAUCAACUUCUCUGCUUGAAGAGAAGUCUGAGAUCCUUGGAGACAGUGGUGGCAGCCAUGGUGGUGAUGGUGGCAGUGAUGAGAGUGGAAGUUCUUCAGCCACAAGUGUGGUUGUGCUCAGCACCUUUGUUGCCGUCUGCGGUUCUUAUGUUUUUGGUUCUGCUGUGGGAUAUUCAUCACCUGCUGAAUCUGGAAUAACAAAUGAUCUGGGUCUCUCUGUUGCACAAUAUUCACUUUUCGGGUCAAUAUUGACGAUUGGAGCAAUGCUAGGUGCAAUAAUGAGUGGGAAGAUAGCUGAUUACAUUGGUCGAAGAGGUACAAUGGGCGUCGCUGAGAUAUUUUGCAUCAUUGGGUGGCUUGGGAUAGGAUUCUCAAAGGUUGAUUGGUGGCUAGACGUUGGAAGACUGUUGGUAGGAUAUGGGAUGGGCCUCAUUUCUUAUGUGGUUCCAAUUUAUAUUGCUGAAAUCACACCUAAAAAUCUUCGAGGAGGGUUUACAACAGUCCAUCAGUUGAUGAUAUGUUGUGGUGUGUCAAUGACAUAUCUCAUCGGAGCUUUCCUGAACUGGCGGAUUUUAGCCUUGAUUGGUACUAUUCCAUGUCUUAUUCAACUUCUCGGUCUAUUCUUCAUCCCAGAAUCACCAAGAUGGCUGGCAAAGAUUGGUAAAGCAAAAGAAUGUGAAGCUGCCCUGCAGCGCCUUAGGGGAGCAAAUUCUGAUAUUUCCGAUGAGGCAGAAGAGAUUAGAGAUUACACCGAAACCCUUCAAAGGCUUUCUGAAGGUAGCAUUUUUGAGUUAUUCCAAUGGAAAUAUGCUCAUUCCCUCAUUGUUGGUGUUGGCUUGAUGGUACUACAACAAUUUGGAGGAGUCAAUGGCGUUGCAUUUUAUGCAAGUGCUAUUUUCAUAUCAGCUGGGUUUUCGGGUAGUGUUGGGAUGAUAGCUAUGGUUGUGGUUCAGGUUCCAAUGACAUUGCUGGGAGUACUUUUGAUGGACAAAUCCGGACGAAGACCACUUUUGCUGGUGUCUGCAGCAGGAACAUGCUUGGGUUGCUUCCUCACUGCAUUAUCAUUUUUCUUGCAGGAUCUCCAACAAUGGAAGGAUGUAACUCCUUUUUUGGCACUUGUUGGAGUGCUGGUAUACACAGGAUCUUUCUCACUAGGCAUGGGAGGCAUACCUUGGGUUAUAAUGUCCGAGGUAUUCCCCAUAAACAUGAAAGGCUCAGCUGGAAGCCUUGUGACAUUGGUUAGCUGGUUAGGUUCUUGGAUUAUAUCCUAUGCUUUCAACUUUCUAAUGAAUUGGAGCUCAGCUGGAACAUUCUUCAUAUUCUCAACCAUUUGCGGCUUAACUGUCCUAUUUGUGGCAAAGCUAGUACCAGAAACCAAGGGGCGAACUCUGGAAGAAAUACAAGCAUCAAUGAAUCCAUUUUCAGCAAGAUGAUAAAUUAGGAUCUUGCUUUUUGUUGCAAGUGUUAAUCUUGUUCCUUGUUAAGAACAUUACUGUAAUUCUUCGACGAUACAAUUUACCAAAAAACCUAAAAAAAAAAAAACUCACACAAUGAGCUCAACCAAGAAGUUUCCGGGCCAAGUGUUGAGAUGAUUUGGUGGAUACUAGUUGCCACACAAAAACACAGUUAUGUGAACCAUAGUAAAGCUCUGAAAUUUCAACAUUCCUAAUAAACCUUACCUUCAUCAGGAAUGUAAUAUGGUACACAACUAAAAUUGUUUGCAGGGCCAAAGUUCUGCAACACC